Molecule: messenger RNA, 1104 nt
Organism: Hyposmocoma kahamanoa
Lineage: Eukaryota; Metazoa; Arthropoda; Insecta; Lepidoptera; Cosmopterigidae
Product: acyl-CoA desaturase 1-like
Exons: 6
Coding region: 253-1104 (283 amino acids)
Biological process (GO): unsaturated fatty acid biosynthetic process
Cellular component (GO): endoplasmic reticulum membrane
Molecular function (GO): stearoyl-CoA 9-desaturase activity; iron ion binding
Source: RefSeq, a predicted model, not a curated record
ACCCCAUCCCAUCACUUGGACUAGCACGAUCUAAGGCCAACCAGUCCACCAUAGAGCGUCGCGCGCGCCGCCGGUACCGCACGCCCAGAUCGUUCAAUCGUUUGAGUGAAUCGUGAAUACUGGACGUUAUCCCGUGGAACUAAACUUCACAAAACAAGGUCUUGCAGUGAAACCCUUUUAACGCUUCCAUGAGCACACAAUCAGCAACUGAAGUUUACCAACUUUAAUAUUCUAUUCGUAAAGGUAAAAAAGAUGGCGCCAGCGCAGAAGCAUGUGGAAGUCUGUGAAGAACCUAUCCAUACACAAAUGAAAUUGAGAUUUAUAACUCAAGAAAACAAGGUAAAAAAUGGUGUGCAUUGCAAGAACAAUAAUACAGUGGUGGAAAAUGAUGACAGUGAAAUAAAUACAGAUCCGGACUUUGAUAUAAUGAAAUAUGAAGCCAUGGACUUUAAAGCUAAAAUCAGAUGGCCGGACACUAUUGUACAAAUAUCCUUACAUACAUUGACACUCUAUGGUGUGUACCUGAUUAUAACCAAUCAAGUCAAAGUUUACACUGUAUUAUUUGCAAUUGCAACGAUAUACACAUCCGGUUUCGGCAUCACCGCGGGCGUGCACAGGCUUUGGUCACAUCGCGCGUACAAAGCGCGUACGCCUCUAAGGAUCCUCUUAGCCAUAUUGUUUACUAUCACGGGACAGCGGGACAUCUACACAUGGGCUUUGGAUCACCGGGUACACCAUAAAUACACGGAGACGGUGGCAGACCCUCACGACGUACGGCGUGGAUUCUGGUUCGCUCACGUAGGCUGGCUAUGUCUAACUCCCCAUCCCGCCGUUGAAGACAGGAGGGCUGCUCUGCGCAAAACUUCGGAUGAUCUCAUCGCGGACCCUGUUGUCAGGAUUCAAAAAAUAACAUUUAUUCCGAUGUUCGCAUUGUUGAAUAUAAUACUACCAGUUGGGAUACCAAUGUACCUGUGGGAAGAAAGCCUGCUCAACAGUUUCGUUGUGAGCUUCGUGAUGAGAUUUACGAUCACCCUGAACAUCGCCUAUAGUGUAAACAGCGUCGCUCAUAUGUGGGGAAACAAGCCUUAUGACAGGUAUCUUUAG